AUGUGUUUGUGCGGUCUUCCACCGGACGUAAUUCUUGAGGCUGCUCACAAUGCUUUCAAGUUCUGGGACAAUCAGAGACAAGUUGAAAUCAAAUAUCAGGAAUUUCUUCAUAAAGAUACCCUCAGCAAAGCAUCCCAAAUGGAAAAAUCAUACGUUGAAAAGCUGAACGACACCAAACAAAAACUCCAAUCCGUUUCCGAGAGGCUUCAAGUCACUGAGGAACAAUAUGAAUUGACUAAAAGAGAAUUUCAGAACAUUCAAGAGAAAUACUCAGAAAAAGUUAGAGAGAGAAAUAAGCUUCAAGAAUUGUACAAUUCCCUCAAAAGAAAAUACGAACAGAGUGGAGGAAUGAGAUCCACUUCACCAAGUCUUAGCAGCGAGUUGGAAAGCCAUACUAUUGUUUCUCCGUCAUCCACCUACAAAGAAAAUCAGGAAAAUAUUAGUCCUGGAAACAGUAACCUCUUGUUCAACAAGAAUCAACCGAUACGCUCAUCGGCCACAAGUGGACUGUUAGAUUUUAGAGUCUCAAAGACCUCGCCCAAUAAUGCACUCGCUCAAAAUUCUUCGACAAGCGGAGUUGCUGCGCUCCUUAAAAGCUCGAGCAAUGCAGGCCUCAAUAAUACCAACAACGACCACCGAUCUCCUCUGUUUGCUCUUGGAAGUACAAACAAGAAUGUCAACAACAUUAAUAAUGGUGACACUGGGAAAUCAUACGUUGAAAAGCUGAACGACACCAAACAAAAACUCCAAUCCGUUUCCGAGAGGCUUCAAGUCACUGAGGAACAAUAUGAAUUGACUAAAAGAGAAUUUCAGAACAUUCAAGAGAAAUACUCAGAAAAAGUUAGAGAGAGAAAUAAGCUUCAAGAAUUGUACAAUUCCCUCAAAAGAAAAUACGAACAGAGUGGAGGAAUGAGAUCCACUUCACCAAGUCUUAGCAGCGAGUUGGAAAGCCAUACUAUUGUUUCUCCGUCAUCCACCUACAAAGAAAAUCAGGAAAAUAUUAGUCCUGGAAACAGUAACCUCUUGUUCAACAAGAAUCAACCGAUACGCUCAUCGGCCACAAGUGGACUGUUAGAUUUUAGAGUCUCAAAGACCUCGCCCAAUAAUGCACUCGCUCAAAAUUCUUCGACAAGCGGAGUUGCUGCGCUCCUUAAAAGCUCGAGCAAUGCAGGCCUCAAUAAUACCAACAACGACCACCGAUCUCCUCUGUUUGCUCUUGGAAGUACAAACAAGAAUGUCAACAACAUUAAUAAUGGUGACACUGGGAAGUCCUCAGGAUUUCUUUUUAACAGGAACGAGGCACACAAGCUAUUGUAUACCCCUCUGAAAAGAUCUCGUCCAACAUCGCCAAGAAAUCCAAUACAGUUCAAUAAUGCAUUGUUGCCAUCCAGAAGAAGUCCAACAUCAAAAUAA
Molecule: messenger RNA, 1413 nt
Organism: Naegleria fowleri
Lineage: Eukaryota; Heterolobosea; Eutetramitea; Acrasida; Naegleriidae
Exons: 5
Coding region: 1-1413 (470 amino acids)
Biological process (GO): reciprocal meiotic recombination
Cellular component (GO): synaptonemal complex
Molecular function (GO): ubiquitin protein ligase activity
Source: RefSeq, a predicted model, not a curated record